Molecule: messenger RNA, 2169 nt
Organism: Strongylocentrotus purpuratus (purple sea urchin)
Lineage: Eukaryota; Metazoa; Echinodermata; Echinoidea; Camarodonta; Strongylocentrotidae
Product: phosphatidylinositol polyphosphate 5-phosphatase type IV-like
Exons: 12
Coding region: 83-1789 (568 amino acids)
Biological process (GO): phosphatidylinositol dephosphorylation
Molecular function (GO): phosphatase activity
Source: RefSeq, a predicted model, not a curated record
UAGGACUCUGAACAGUAGAUUUCAGAAUUCACUUGGAAGUGAGGCACAGGAUGUGCUUCAAGAACAACAGACAAAGCCAAAAAUGAGUGUCACUCUAAUAGAGGAUGAUGAUGAUGAUGAUGAUGAAAGUGAUGAUGAUGAGUUAAUUGUUGUAAGUCCUCUAAAGAACUCUUUCGAAGCUCGAGCAAGCAAUGUUCCUCCAAAAAGUGAGGACAAUUUGAAAGGGAAUGAUUUAGACGAGGAGGAGGAGAAAGAAAUUGAAUUGCCAAAUAGAACAGUCCUUGGUGAUGAGGAUGAGAUUCUAAAAGAUGAUGAUAAGGAAGAUGAGGAGAAAUUGAAGCAAUAUUUGAAAGACAAACUACAGCACAUAGAAGAUGAUGAAGACAGUGAUGCUUUGCGGGCUGCAAGUCCAACCGAUUCCUUGAGGGCUGGACGCCUCUCCCCCAUAACCAAUGCCAGUGCCCCUCCCCCGCUUCCAAGCACCGUCAUGUCGCCCUCCUUGCGGACCAGUUACAAGAGAGAUGAUGACUUGGAGGAUAGUUUUGGAAACUCUGAGAUGUCAGUACUGAGUGGUGGGUCCAUGUCUGAAACCAACAGGUCUAUGGCAUCCAGCUCACUGCUGCUCAACAAACUAACCAACAAGAGUGCAAGAAAGGGCAACAGGAGUUACCUGAGUGGAGGGGUGCGUAAUAGCGGAUCUCUGUUAGGCAAGGAUGAACUGGAUUCCCAUCUUCCAGAGAGGAGACUACGCAUCUUUGUUGCAACGUGGAACAUGCAUGAAGACAAGGAAAUACCUGAGAACCUGGAUGAUCUUCUUCUUCCUGAAGACAUUGAGUACAUGCAGGAUGUCUAUGUUAUAGGCACACAGGAAUCAUCUCCUGAUAUAGCUGAAUGGGAGAUUCGUCUGCAGGAAACCCUAGGACCGUCCCAUGUUCUGCUUCACUCAGCAGCUCAUGGUGUCCUGCAAUGCGUGGUCUUCAUCAGGAGGGACCUCAUCUGGUUCUGCUCACCUGUGGAAGAAUCAAGAGUGUCAACACGACCAGGGUCAAUGAUCAAAACAAAGGGUGCAAUAGCUGUCAGCUUCAAUUUCUUUGGGACAUCAUUCAUCUUCAUCGUAUCACACUUUACGUCUGGGGAUGAGAACAUGAAGGAGAGGCUGCUGGAUUAUGAGAAGAUCUUGAAAGGCAUCAGUCUACCCGAGAAAGUACCCCCAACCAGGAAGUUCAAUGUACUUACAAGUGAUGUGACAACUCGCUUUGACUGUGUGUUCUGGUGUGGGGACUUCAAUUUCCGGUUGGCAGAGAACAAGGCCCGGAUAGAAGGCUGGAUAGAUCAGCUUAGAAGAGGCAAUAAAGAUGAUUACGAUAUCCUGCUGCAGUAUGAUCAACUCAAUAAAGCAAUGCAAAGAAAUGAAAUAUUUCAGGGCUUCCAUGAAGGGAAAAUUGACUUUCUGCCAACUUACAAGUUUGAUAUUGGAGAGGACAUAUACGAUACAUCCGCCAAGGCCAGAGUUCCUUCUUACACAGAUCGGGUAUUGUAUAAGAGUCGCAAAGUUUCAGACAUCUCAUUAAUUCACUACAGCAGCUGUGAGGAGAUCAAGACGUCGGAUCAUCGACCGGUCUAUGCCCUCUUUGAGGCUGGGGUCAGACCUGGAAAAGACAACUCAACUAUGGGAGGAGGCAUGUUCGUUCGUGAAGUCUACAUAGAAGGUAUCAAGAGGAGAGUGGCCAAGUCUGGCAUGUCCAAGAGAACACAAGCUGCUGGGAGUUCUGUCUGCUCUGUCAUGUGAUCAUCAGGUAUCUAUCAGGUGACUCAUGCAUGUGACAUGUCAUGUGAUAUUUUGCCAUCAUGGUAGGAUAAGAUGUACUAGUGUGAGCUAGGGUACUGUGUUUUUUUUUGUCAUUCAUGAUUGUCUUCAACACUGUUGACAACUCCAGUUUUGACAAGAAUGGGGACAAAAUUCUUCCAGCAGCUCCUGCGAGUUCUUGCUUUAGAUUUAAAAAAAAAUAAUAAUAAUAAUAUCAAUUUAGAAAUAGGAGGGAUUUGAAUAAGCUGCCCAUUCUCAUCAUGCAUAUGUGAUCAUUCAAAUUCAUUUAUGAUUAUAAUAUAUAUACAGUCAAACCUGUCUAUAGCGACCGCCCUAGGGAAACACAAAAAGUGGACUUUGUA